ACAUGCCUGUUUCCAGUUUUAUUAUCACAUGAGAGGGGAUGAUAUGGGUGACUUGAAUAUAACUGCACAGGACACCUAUGGAUCCGAAAUUACUAAAUGGACAAAGUCAGGACAUUUUGGUUCCAGAUGGGACAAGGGCUUUUUUUCUCUACCACCUACCUCUUCAUUGAUUAUGAUAACUGGAAUCAGAGGCGAUGGAUAUCAGUCAGAUAUUGCACUUGAUGACUUCAAAAUCUUUCAAGGGCAUUGUGACUGUGAUCAAUGGAAAUAUGGAUUAACUUGUGAAAAAUCAUGUGAUUGCAUAAGAGGAACUUCUGAAGGGUGUAAUAGUCAGACUGGAAGUUGUAUUUGCCAGUCAAGAUGGAGCGGCAAAACAUGUAAUUGCCGGAAAUCAGAAGACAACUGUCACCCUGCAUACUCUUAUUGCCAUGGAGACAUAUGUUUAUGUAAAGAUGGCGUAUAUGACACCGGUGUUACGUGCUCCGGCAUCAAUGACAUAACAUAUUUCUGUGCAUUUGAUAUGCCAGACAGUCUUAAACAGUGCAAGAUUGUAUUGCCUCCAAUGCAGUGGGAGAUCGAAGAGGACAGCACUCACUCGAUUAAUGAUAACUAUCAUCUGUCAAACAACCGCUACUUGCAAACAAGACUGUCUCCGGAAAGCACAAUGUUUUCAUUCUCCCUCAAGAAUAUAUCGUUGAAAACUGAUAGUUGUCUUCAAGUCAAAUAUUUCACACGCGAUCCAACAAAACAAAGUCUACGAAUUCAGGUGAUAAGAAAUGGGCAUUUGAUGAGUAAUAGGCUGCUUCAAGGAAGAGAUUGGUCAACUGCCCGUGUCUCCAUAAAAGCAUCUUCAAAGAUCAAGAUUCAUUUUAUUGUGAACGUCAACAAUAGUUGGCCUGUGCUUAUGGACGACAUAAUCAUAACGGCCAAGAGAUAUGGUGCUUGUUCACAGUGGUACUAUGGCUCAGAUUGUGAAAAGAUGUCGAAAUGUAACCGUACAAAUACUCUUUCAUUUGACCAUCAAGAUCAUUGCAAUUGUAAGGCAAACUGGUGGGGUGAAAAAUGUGACUGCACUAAAUCAGAGAACGAUGCUUGUCGCAGACAGGGGGAGAUCUGCAUGGGUGGUACUUGUUCAUGUGAGGUUGGAUAUACAAGAGCUGGAUUGGGCUGCAGAGAUAUUGAUGAAUGCAAAUUCCAAUGCAAAAGUUCUCUGCAAACAUGCAAAAAUACGAAUGGAUCGUAUUCAUGUGUUUGUAAUAAGGGUACUGUUGGGGAUGGUGCCAUUUGCUCAGAAUCGCCGCUGGCCAUUACAAAUGGGUCUACCCCAAUGGACGGAAUUGUACUGAUGUGGCGAGACAAUGUCUGGGGUGCAUUGUGUCAGUCCUUUGAUCUGUUUACAGCUAUGCUAGCUUGCAAUACGCUUUUCAAUGGCGAUAUACACGGUGUUCAUCUUGCUCAGGAAGGAGGCUACAAAUCGCCAAAUGGGGUCACAUACAAGUCUUUUAUAUGUGAUCAAAAGAGUAAAGGAUUUGACCUUACAAAAUGUAAUGUGUCUAUUGAACCCUGUGACACUGAAAAGGAGGCGAUGCACUUAUCCUGUGGCGGUGAGUAUUUUGAAUAAAAUAUACAAGCACAUAAAUGUGUGUCUUUGAAUGAAC
This is a messenger RNA of Saccostrea cuccullata (small rock oyster), 1658 nucleotides long. RefSeq lists its product as uncharacterized. Gene Ontology annotation, molecular function: scavenger receptor activity; calcium ion binding. Lineage: Eukaryota; Metazoa; Mollusca; Bivalvia; Ostreida; Ostreidae. The record is from RefSeq and is a predicted model, not a curated record. The coding region runs from base 29 to 1621 and encodes 530 amino acids. Gene Ontology annotation, cellular component: membrane. The transcript has 11 exons.